UUAUCGUCUCUGGUUGGGUGUCCGGUAGUUCCUCCUGGGUUUGAGUUGUCUGGGAAACCCGCCAUGUACGGGCUUUGCUGAAUAUUUGGUCUACCCCGGCUUGUUUAGCUCCUAGGGAUAGAUGACGAGGUAGCCGACCGAGUACCUCAGAUAUAAUCCGGUGAAGGUUGACCUAAAAUCCGACAUGACCCAACAAGCUGCAGCUCUGCAGACCUACAACAACGAGCUGGUCAAAUGUAUCGAGGAGCUUUGCUCGAAGCGGGAUGAGCUGAACCGACAGAUCAAGCAGGAGGAAGAGGAAAAGGAGCGGCUGCAGCACGACAUCCGUGUCCUCUCGGAGAAGCUGAGCCGAGUCAACGAGAGCCUGACGCAGAGACUCGCCGCACGCUCCACCUUCGACCGCACCAUCGCCGAGACGGAGGCUGCAUACACCAAGAUAUUGGAGAGCUCCCAGUCUCUCCUGAGCGUCCUAAAGCAGGAGGCAGGAAACCUCAGUAAAGCCACGGAGCCUCGGAGGACGGAGCACUGAAGGCGAGGAGCAAACCCGUGCACCUGACCUCACCUGACUGUGGCUUCUGAGGCAGUUUAUUCCCCACUUUGGACUAAUUUGUAAUAUAUUUAAGCCUUUGUUGUAAGUUUCUGGAUUCAAUAAAUGUAUUUCCUAACA
Neolamprologus brichardi is the source of this 667-nucleotide messenger RNA. Lineage: Eukaryota; Metazoa; Chordata; Actinopteri; Cichliformes; Cichlidae. The record is from RefSeq and is a predicted model, not a curated record.